ACCUCCUCCAUUCGACUUGUGAAUUGCUGUCUCUGAGACAUCGUUCACCUCACAGCUAAACAACUCAUCUGCUUUGUACAAUACCUAUCUUCUUCCUGUCUACCACGAUCCGCGUUCACGUGGAUUCCCCUCAAUUGCUUGCCGAGUCGCCGUGUCGCCGUCGCGUUACCAUCUCAUCACCAUGGCCACUGCUCGUGCUCGUAAGACAGCCGCCCCGGAAGCACCGAAGAAAGCCGUAAAAGACACAAAAUCUACGAAAGAAUCGAAGACCAAGCAGGCUACCACAAGCAAGAAGUCAACGGAGACCACCAAGAUUUCCCCCAAAGCUGCAAAGACAGCUCCUGCACCUGCAAAGACCUCCAAGAAGCGGAAGGCUGAAGAUGAGGUUGAGGAGAAACCUCAAGUCAACGGAGUCAAGAGAGUGAAGGCACAAUCUCCUCCGCCAGCACCGGAAGCCCCGAGGAGGAAGGUAGCUGCAACAAAAGCUACGACUGCGAAGAAAGCCAAAGCCAAGGCAGCAAUUAACAAUGCUCCUACAACGAAGCUCAAUGUCUACGUCUUUGGCGAAGGCUCCUCAGGAGAACUCGGACUCGGAAGUGCCAAAGGGCAGAUUGAAGUGAAGAGACCACGUUACAAUCCCAACUUGAGUCCAGAAAGCGUCGGCGUCGUCUCUCUGUCUGUUGGUGGAAUGCAUACUGCGGCCCUCACACAUGACAACAAAAUCUACACCUGGGGUGUGAAUGACCAGGGUGCUUUGGGCCGAGACACUACUUGGGAAGGUGGAUUACGGGACAUGGACGAGAAUGAUGAUGGCAGUGAUAGUGAUUCAGAGAGUGGCUCGGAGACCGCCAUCAAUCCCAAAGAAUCCACCCCAGGCGAAGUCGACAUGUCCGACCUUCCGCAAGGUAUCACCUUUACACAACUUGCAUGUACCGACAGUGCCACAUUUGCCCUGACGAGUGAAGGUGAUGUCUAUGGCUGGGGCACGUUCCGGUCAAAUGAAGGCAUCUUCGGUUUCGACCCCAAGACUCUGAUCCAAUCCCGGCCCAAACUCGUCAAAGGAGUCAGUAAAAUCACCAAGCUCGCUGCAGGUGCCAAUCACGUUCUUGCCCUCCAAAACAAAGGCGUCGUGUACGGUUGGGGCGCUGGUCAACAGGAUCAGCUUGGACGGAGAAUCUUGGAAAGAAGAGCCGCGAACAGCUUGAUUCCUAUGCCCAUCGGUCUGCCCAAGAAUAUCGUCGAGCUUGGUGCUGGCGCGUAUAAUUCUUUCGCCGUGACCGAAAAAGGCGACGUCUAUUCGUGGGGGUUGAACAAUUUCGGUCAGACCGGAAUCCCCAAAGAAUUCGAUGAGUCUGGUGCUAGCAAGGGUUCCGAUGUUCAUCACCCUAUCGUCAUCGAGAGCCUCCAUGGCAAAGGGAAGGUUACUUGCAUCCAAGGCGGAGCUCAUCAUACUGUUGCAGUCACCGACAAAGGCGAGCUUCUGGUUUGGGGACGACUCGAUGGAAAUCAAUUAGGCAUCAAAGUCUCGGAUCUGCCAAAGGACGAUGUUGUCCGUGAUUCAGCUGGACAUCCUCGAAUUUUGACUAUUCCGACACAAAUUCCCAACAUCAACGCCGUUUAUGCUGCAGCUGGCUCUGACCACUGUAUUGCCAUCGACAAGGACGGUAAGGCCUAUGCCUGGGGUUUUAGUACCACUUAUCAGACUGGCCUUGGUACCGAUGAUGACGUGGAGAUUGCUACGCUCAUCGACAACACUGCCGUGAGGGACAAGAAGUUGGUUUGGGCCGGAGCGGGAGGCCAGUUCAGUGUGGUGGCGGGUGUUCCAGCUCCCAUGGUCAACGGGGUCAAUGGACACGCUUGAAGGAUUGAAGCAAGAAGUCGAGUCCAGGGGGUUGGAAGGUAUAGCAGAAUACCGGCAUUUUACUUGGUUAGGUUGAAAAAAUAGACUUGAGUGUGGUUCAGGUUCAGGAAAAGUCUACGGAACAUUGCUUUCGACAGUGGUUCAUGGUCAUGCGUCAAGGGGGCACUUCUUCUUCCUCUUCUUGUACCAAUAGAUUUGGGGAUGGUGGGCAACGCUUUCUAUAGGAAUUCAUCGAGCUGAGCACGUUCACACGAGACGGGGUUUGGAUGGAGACUUGAUGGGUCAAGAAGCCGGUGUGAAGUCUAGUCUAGUUGCUCAUGCAGAUCAGGCUUGGGGAUUUUUACUCUCUGCGCUGGAUGUGUUAUUGUCAUGGUUCCCAAGAGAGUCAAAUUCUUGCAGGCGAGGAUGAGCGUCAAUCGGCAUAGAUUAGAUAUUAAUGGGUUGAGAUUGAGAUUAAUUUA
Messenger RNA from Exophiala xenobiotica, 2322 nucleotides. RefSeq lists its product as uncharacterized. The transcript has a single exon. The record is from RefSeq and is a predicted model, not a curated record. Gene Ontology annotation, cellular component: cytoplasm. Bases 182 to 1861 code for a protein of 559 amino acids. Gene Ontology annotation, molecular function: guanyl-nucleotide exchange factor activity. NCBI's taxonomy places the organism in Eukaryota, Fungi, Ascomycota, Eurotiomycetes, Chaetothyriales, Herpotrichiellaceae.